AUGACGAGUCUUGAAACACUCGUUCUCAAGGGGCCCGGGGGUGACGCAGAGGCAGGCUUGGAACAGUUGCGCUACACAGUCUUGUCAGAUGGUAUAGCCAGCAACAGCGAUGGCAUGUCCGAGUUGCGCAUGUACGUCUGGCUCAUCCUGCUCAACGUACCUCCUCUCCGCACCGAUGCCUACCUCGAUCUCGUGCGACAGGGUGCUUCACCCGCCUACACCAAGAUCCGCAACGACACAUUCCGCACCUUGACAACAGAUCCUUUGUUCCGUCGUCGCGUCACCGAGAAUAGUCUUACCCGGGUUUUGAACGCCAUUGCCUGGAAGCUGCACGAUGCCCACGAGGCCCGCGUGAACGGAUGGAUGUCACCACCCACUUUGUCUGUACCCAGGAGCAUCGACGGCCAGUCGGAUCAAGUCACUUCGCCCACCUCCAGACACCGCGCCUCCAUCACUGGCACCGAAGGCUCCGAGGCUGGCGAUGGCGCCUCCCAAGUUGGUUAUGUUCAGGGCAUGAAUGUCAUGGCCGCUCCUUUCCUGUACGCCGCUCGUAGCGAGGCUGAAGCCUUUGCUGCCUUCGACCGCUUCAUCACAGUCGAGUGCCCAGGCUAUGUGAGGGGCUCAAUGGAUGGUGUUCACAGAGGCCUAGCUCUAGUAGACAGAAUCCUGGCCAUUGUGGACCCCAAGCUCUCUGCCUACCUGGCGAGCAAAGGCAUGGAGGCCAGAAUCUAUGCCUUUGCCAGUGUACUGACCAUGUGUGCCUGUACCCCUCCUCUGCCAGAAGUUCUCCAACUGUGGGAUUUCUGCUUCGCUUACGGGCCACACUUGAACCUGCUAUGCAUUGUCGCUCAGUUAGUUCUGAUUCGCGACCAGCUCCUGAGCAGUCCAAGCCCGAACCAGAUCCUAAGGUCGUUCCCACCUCUACAGGCAUCAAAGAUAAAGCCCAUGGCUAUCAGCUUUGUUCGAAAAUUGCCAGAGGACCUUUACCAGCAGGUUGUCGAUCAUGCAAAGUAA
Aureobasidium pullulans EXF-150 is the source of this 1014-nucleotide messenger RNA. RefSeq names its product TBC-domain-containing protein. The transcript is spliced from 3 exons. Gene Ontology annotation, biological process: negative regulation of septation initiation signaling; activation of GTPase activity. Gene Ontology annotation, cellular component: mitotic spindle pole body. The record is from RefSeq and is a predicted model, not a curated record. The coding region runs from base 1 to 1014 and encodes 337 amino acids. Gene Ontology annotation, molecular function: GTPase activator activity. Lineage: Eukaryota; Fungi; Ascomycota; Dothideomycetes; Dothideales; Saccotheciaceae.